AGCCCAUCCCAUCCCAUCCCAUCGCAUCGCAUCGCAGGCGUUGCGGCUCGCCCGGCAGCAUGCGGGACUACGAGGAGCUGAGCGCCUUCCUGGGCGAGUGGGGCCCGUUCCAGCGCCUCAUCUUCUUCUUGCUCAGCGUCAGCAUCAUCCCCAACGGCUUCAACGGCAUGUCGGCCGUCUUCCUGGCCGGCGUGCCCGAGCACCGCUGCGCGCUGCCGCCCGGCGCCAACCUGAGCAGUGCCUGGGCCGACGCCAGCCUCCCCCGCGAGCAGCGCGGCGGCCGCGACGUGCCCAGCCGCUGCCGCCGCUACCGCCUGGCCGAGCUGGCCAACUUCUCGGCGCAGGGGCUGCGGCCCGGCACCGACGUGGACCUGGCCCGCCUGCCGCAGGAGCGCUGCCUGGACGGCUGGGAGUACAGCCGGGACGUCUACCACCACACCAUCGUCACGCAGUGGAAUCUGGUAUGUGACGAUGAUUGGAAAGUCCCACUAACCACCUCCUUGUUUUUUGUGGGGGUGCUGAUUGGAUCCUUUGUAUCGGGACAGCUCUCGGACAGGUUUGGCAGGAAGACUAUUCUCUUUGCAACCAUGGCUGUGCAGACUGGCUUCAGCUUCCUGCAGAUCUUCUCUACCAGCUGGGAGAUGUUCACAAUACUGUUUCUUAUAGUUGGAAUGGGACAGAUCUCUAACUACGUUGUGGCCUUCGUAUUAGGCACAGAAAUUCUUGGCAAAUCAGUUCGUAUUAUAUUCUCUACAUUAGGAGUUUGCAUAUUUUUUGCAAUUGGCUACAUGUUGCUGCCACUAUUUGCUUACUUCAUCAGAGACUGGCGGAUGCUGCUACUGGCUCUUACUGUACCUGGGUUGUUCUGCGUUCCACUGUGGUGGGUCAUUCCUGAAUCUCCCCGGUGGCUGAUCACUCAGAGAAGAUUUCAAGAGGCAGAAGUCAUCAUCCGAAAAGCUGCAAAGAUGAAUGGCGUUACAGCCCCAGAUGUGCUGUUUGACCCUGUGGAGAUGCAGGACUUGAAUCUGCAGCAACAGCAGACGGCUGAUCUCUUUGAUCUUUUCAGAAACCAAAACAUCGCAACAAUCACUGUUAUGUCCCUGCUUUUGUGGAUGCUGACAUCAAUUGGUUACUUUGGACUGUCACUCAGCACUCCUAACUUACAUGGAGAUGCCUACGUCAAUUGUUUCCUCUCAGCUGUCAUUGAAGUUCCAGCCUAUGUGAUUGCUUGGCUGCUCCUCCGGAUCCUGCCUCGGCGGUAUUCGAUAGCUGGCACCUUGUUCUUAGGAGGAGGAGUUGUUCUCUUCAUUCAGCUGGUGCCCACAUCCCUUCACAUCCUGUCAGUCAUCCUAGUAAUGCUGGGGAAGUUUGGGAUCACCUCGGCAUUCUCCAUGCUCUAUGUCUACACUGCUGAGCUCUACCCAACCAUAGUAAGAAACAUGGCCGUUGGAGCUACCUCCAUGUCUUCCAGAGUGGGCAGCAUCAUUGCACCUUACUUUGUCUACCUUGGUGCCUAUGAUAGAUUCCUGCCUUACAUUCUCAUGGGAAGCCUGACUGUACUGAUAGGGAUUGUUACUCUGUUCCUUCCGGAAAGCUAUGGAAAUCCUCUCCCCGAAAACUUGGACCAGAUGCUGAAAGUAAAAUGUUUCAAAACCAGACAGCGAAACAGCAACAUGAAGAAUAUAAAAGAAGCUCAAGAAAACCAUGAGAUUGAUCAUCCUGUCGUGAUUAAGGCUGUGCAUAUCCAUGAGAUCUGAAAAACACCAAGGAUGUCUCCAAAUGAAUUUCCUACUGGGAAAAAAAAUCGUAAUUAACACUAUAGGAGCUCUAUAAUUAUGACCCUACAAACCAUGGUGCUAUUGCACCAAAUACAUUUUUUAGCUAUGUAGAUGCCAUCUACUUUCAUUGGAUUCCUGAGAAAGAGUCAUGAGUGUCCUGAUUUUCAGAGGUUUCAAACAACUGCAAUCUUCAUUGAGACGUUGGGAGCUGCAAGUGUGGUACACUUUUGAAAAUCGGGACACUCAUGAGCAUUAAGAACAAUGACAACACUGACUCCAUGAAUCUUGGAUUCAAAAGCUGCUUAAGGGUGAAUUACAAGACCAAAUAACGUGGGUAUUUUCCCAACUAUGCAAAUUUACUGAUCAAAUGGGAACUGCGUGCCUGUCUUCUGACUCCUUUGAAGGGUACAUAAGUAUUUUACGGGACAGAUCCUAGCCUCAUUUGAAGUCUGUGGCUAAACUCCAGCUGACGUUCCUAGCAAAGCACACGUGUGCCCUUUGAAUUACAACAAGUACAUUUUAAAGUAAGAUGGUUGGAACCUCUUUUAGAUUUUGUUCACUGGACAGUAUUAUGAAUUCCCCCAAAAGCUGAUAUCUUGGAAAAAGUGUUCUUUGCAAGCGUGCACGCACGCACGCACGCGCACACACACACACACCCUUCUUCAGGCACAGAGAGAGUCUCUCUAUUCAUGAAGAAGGUCUUUGUGCCCAAAAGCUUGCAAAGAAUAAUUUUUCCAACUAUUUACUUGGUCUAAUAAAAGAUAUCACAUUUACCCAAAGAACCUUGUCUGCCUCUGUCCUUAGCACAACAUGGCUACAACCAACACUUCCAAAAGCUGAUGCUUUUUCAGAGAGACCAAGUGACCCCUUGAAUCAUAGAAAAAUAGAAGGGACCCUCCAGUCCAACCCUGCUGUGCAGAGCAAAAUCAACCUUAUUUAAAUCUCUUAUCAAAAUCAAUUUGCUUAUAUAGGCCUAGAGUAAGCAGGCCAGUGAUCAAGAUAAAGAACACAGCUUCCCAAUCCGUUAUCCCCACUUGCAAAAGAAAUGUAGACCUUUGCAGAUAAAUUGCUUUUUAUUAAAAAGAACUGUAGUUGUAAUUUUAAGCUCAAGGUGUGUCUUUUCACUGGUGAAUGAGUAUAGCCAAUUCUUAGUAUGUUCUUUUUUUAGAAGAAAGUUUCAGUUCCUCAGUUCCACUUUUAAAUAUAUACAGUAAAACCCGUGUUAUCUGGCACUUCAUUAACCAGCAUGCUCUAUUAACCAGCAUGCUGGUCAACACAGGAAAUUGAAACCGAAAGUCCCAUGGCGAAUUUAUUGAUUUAAACUAAUGAAGUUUACAUGUAAUCCAAUGUGUCUGGAAGGGAUUGUUCUCUCUAGGAUGUGCAGGGGAGGGGCGACACGGUGCUGUCCCCCAGCACACUGAUGCACUGGACACGGUGGGAGGCAGGCAAAGACGUCUCUCCGGUAACCAGCAUUUAGGUUAUCCGGCACCUCCUAUUUCCCUUGGGUACCAGAUAACAGAACUUUUGCUGUACCAUGUUGUACCUAGUGUAUUUAGAAAAAUUCACCCCAGUGUGAAGAGUCCCCACAAGAAUCUUACCUCCCCAGAAUCCUACAUUCUGCACUGGAGAUAAAAUUUCACUUAUAGUGAAAUUUUUAUGAGGGUUAAUCUGGAACCAUAGUUAAUUUCCCAAAAAAGGUUUAAUGUUUAAUGUUAAAAAUGGUUUAAUGUUCCAAAAAAAAAAAAAAAGCACUAAUAAAGCUGGAGUUUCUUUUGCAAAAUCCUUAUACUGUAAAUGGAUAUUUAAAAAGUUAACACAAACAUAGAUGAGUAGCCAAAUUAUUGUCUGCAGUGCAGGACACUAUAAAGCUGUUUCCUUAUUUCCCUGGAAAUGCUAUAAGCUUUCAAAUUCCAUCCUAUAUAGUGUUCCUCAGGAUUGUAGAAGCACAGCCUUUCUGAAAAAGCAGCCCAGUAUAUAGCUAAUCAACUUCUGGUAUGUCAUUCCCACUUGCAGAAGAAAUUUGGUCUGCUGCAAAUAAACCACUUUUUAUUAUGAAAAGAAAAUAGUUGUAAUUUUUAAAUAUAAUAUGUAUUCUCUUGCUUCUGAAUGAUCUUAGGCAUUUUAUAUAUCCUUUUUAUAAAGGCUCCAUCUGGUUUUAGUAUUCGUUGUUAAAAAAAAAAAUGAAUUAAGUGUUACAGCUUCAGUCUCCAACUUUUGAAAAUCAAGUUGCUUUUCUAUAAACACUAGUGCCAUAAUGAUGAUGUAGUAUGAGACAAGCCAUAUCUUAUGAUACUUGCCACAAUGUUCAUCUUUGCAAACAGAAUUUUCUUGAAUAAUACGAUCAUAUUUAAAGAUGUAAAAUGAAUUACAUUUUUUCUUUUUAAAAAAACCUCAGUAUUUAGAUUCUUUCAAUUACUUUAAUUGUAUAUUAGCAUGGGAUGGGCUUGUUUACAUCAGAUGUGGGGAUUUAGCUCAGUGUAUCAUGGCCAUGUUUUUAUGAAAAUAUUUUGUAUAAAAAGUUGAUGUUUUGUGUGAUCAUAGACUUUGGAUAUUUCUAGAUCCUACUGAAAUCUUUUUAUAAUCUUCUACUUUUGAAGGAUAAUAAAAAGGUUAAUUUUUCCUUUUCUAUUAUUAAUGUUUUUAAUGCCCCAUUUUGAAUCGGUUCAUUUUCUGGCUUGUGGGUACUGAUACACUUACCACAGCUAGGUAAGUGUCUCAAGUUCUAAUAGGCUUUUUUGUUUUAUUAGAAUGUUUUUAAAUUUUUAACAGGAGGGGACUUUCCAGUAAAACAGUGUUAUAUAAUAGACUUCAGAGCUGUGUCCAAGCCAAAUUAACAAACAGGAGGAAUGUGAUUGUCUCAUUGGAUAGAGCAUUUGCAAGGGAAAUGUUAUUCCACUGCCAGUAAAUCUGUCAUUGAUGCCCACAAAAGUGCAGUCCAAAGAUCAUGAUUUUGUGUCAGGUUCAAGGGUUGCAAGGAAGCUUAAGCAACUGGCAUAUUUAUUAUUAUUUCUUAGUUAAAAUGUUGUAACCUAAGAGAAUUGCAUGGGUCUAAAAUGCUGCUGGCAAGCUUUAAUUUAUUCUCAGUGAGUUGGUUCAACUUUUCACUGCAACUUUCAUGAUAGGCCAUCUGCCUGUCCAGUGUAGCUGCCUUAUAAAUCCUUGAAGAAACAUUACAAGAUGGGACUUAAUGUACAUUUAUGGGUUGGAUAUCCUUGUAAAGCAGUGCUUGGGAGUUGGGAAGGAAUUGGGAAGGGAAGAGCAUUAGCUGUACCAUGCCCACUGAUUUCAGAGGGAGUUUCAUUAUUUUUCAUGUAUUGCUCUGAUUUUGUAUGUACCCUGCUGUAUCUAUAGUUUUCUGUCCCCAGUGGGAUCUGACACGACAUACUGCAACUGUUAAGUUAUAAGUGGCAACUGCCACAUUUCCACUUGUUAUGUUGUUUAUUGUGAUAAAUACUUGCACUGAUUUAUGAAAUAACCUAUUUUUUCUGUGCGUCAUAAAUGAAGAGUGAAGCCUCUUGCAUAUUAGCACUUUGUGAACAGGAAGUCUCAGGGAGUCAUUUAAAGUAUGUUUAGCAGGAAUUAAGUAUGCAAAAACAAUAAGUGGAGUUCUAAGGUGAGCUCUCCUGAAUGAGAGAACUGCCAAGAUUAAGGGUUGGUUUUUAUUUUUUUACAUAAUCUUGACAGUGCUCUUUUGAGAUAACUGGAUCAUAAGGCCCUGAACCUGCAAGCUAGUUAGUUUAGGCACAGAUACCCUUUUGCUAAUCUUAAAGCCAUUUUGAAGACACUGAGUUUCAACCUGGGCACAAAAGGGGUGCUUACAGACAUGGAAAAAAAAACGGUGCUUUACUUCCAGCUUGGCAUGCCCCAGCUCUGAGCGUAGCCCAUGCCCAGAAGAGGAAUCAUAUCAUUUUGACCCCACUCGCCCAGUGUCUGUAUAGCUCAGGCACUUUGGCAGGGCUUCUUGGUGCUUGUAUCUAGUGAGCAUAAAAUAAAAGCACCACAGAACUGUGCAAGCUAUACAGAUGCUGGGGAGCCAGGUCAACCUGAUGCAAUUCCUCUUCCAGUAAAGCGCUGUUUUUGAGGGGGUUUACUAUGGGUGUCAGCACUCCAGGUCAUUACCGGCAUUGAUCCAUUUGGAGGGGGUCAAAUGCUUAUCUCAUAGUGGAAUUUCAAGACAAUAAUUCUAGACUUUCAGUUUACACAGCAACCUUGUCUCCCUGUGGUAAUUGAGUGUGCAAAUAUUCCCCAAGCUAAGAAUUUCCUAAAUUUCCUACUUCAGUAUACUUGGCUUUUCAAAGGCUGUUUUUCAUUUUUCAUUUGGACUUGCAAGACAAGGUAUCUUAUUAUGUUGCUUGUCAAGAUGCACAUCUAGACAUUUGUGGGAUGUUUCUAAACAUUUGUGGGAUGUUUUGUUUUUAUGUCGUGGUUUUUAUGUUGGCUCAUACUUAUAUAUGUCAUAAAUCUGUAACAUUAAAACUUAAUGGCAUCAAA
This is a messenger RNA of Alligator mississippiensis (American alligator), 6269 nucleotides long. It is a transcript of the gene SLC22A4, whose product is annotated as solute carrier family 22 member 4. Gene Ontology annotation, cellular component: membrane. The coding region runs from base 60 to 1757 and encodes 565 amino acids. The transcript is spliced from 10 exons. NCBI's taxonomy places the organism in Eukaryota, Metazoa, Chordata, Crocodylia, Alligatoridae. Gene Ontology annotation, biological process: transmembrane transport; carnitine transport. The record is from RefSeq and is a predicted model, not a curated record. Gene Ontology annotation, molecular function: transmembrane transporter activity; ATP binding.